CCGGAAGUGCCCACAAAGCUUAGCGGCAUGUGGUUGCCUGGCGGGAUAUAUCAGGAAUUAAAACGGGAGAAAGUUCACAUUUUGUUGUACAUACACCGACUGUGUUGGAAAUAAUUCGUUUGGGUGUAUCGCGAUUUCCCAGAGAUGCCUUCUUCAGUGGGCCUUAGCAGCCCCGCUGCUGCCUUGCAGGAGGCUCUGGAGAAUGCUGGCCGCCUAACUGACAGACACCUGCAAGAGGACCGUUGCUUUCCCGACCUGUCGGAGCUGCUUAAUGUACCAGCACACAACAUGCCCUCCCUCUCUGGAGUGUCAGACAUGGACUACCCGCUGCAGGGUCCAGGGCUGGUCAACGUUCCCAGUUUGCCAGAGCUAAGUCCCUACAAGAGGGUCCCUCUUCCCCCAGAGCUUGUGGAGCAGUUUAGCCAUAUGCAGUGCAACUGCAUGAUGGGAGUGUUCCCAGAGAUCAGCAGGGCUUGGCUCACAAUCGACAACGACAUCUUCAUGUGGAACUAUGAGGAUGGGGGAGAUGUAGCCUAUUUUGAUGGCCUGAGUGAAACGAUCCUAUCUGUAGGGCUGGUUAAGCCAAAGCCAGGGAUAUUCCAGCCACACAUCCAUUUCCUGUUGGUGUUGGCUACUCCUGUGGAUGUGGUGAUCCUGGGCCUCAGCUUCCCCAAGAAUCAGUCCGCACUGAAUGACAGCCUGUCUGGAGCAAUGCAGCUGCUGCCCGACCCCCUUUACUCCAUCCCCACUGACAACACCUACCUGCUGGCCAUCACCUCCACCCAGCAGGGCCGCAUCUUCAUGGCGGGCCGCGACGGAUGCCUGUACGAGGUGGCCUACCAGGCGGAGGCGGGCUGGUUCAGCCAGCGCUGCCGGAAGAUCAACCACUCCAAGAGCAGCCUGUCCUUCCUGGUGCCCUCUGUGCUGCAGUUCUCUUUCUCCGAGGAUGAUCCCGUAGUCCAGAUUGCCAUAGAUGACUCGCGCAAUACCCUGUACACGCGCUCAGAGAAGGGGGUUCUGCAGGUUUAUGACCUUGGAAUUGAUGGACAGGGAAUGAGUCGCGUGGCAGCCAUGUCCCAGAAUGCUGUUGUGGCAGCCGCCGGAAACAUUGCCAGGACCAUCGACCGUUCUGUCUUUAAACCCAUCGUCCAGAUUGCUGUGAUUGACAGAUCAGAAUCUUCAGACUGCCAUCUGCUGGCUGUCAGUCAUGCUGGUGUUCGCCUCUACUUCAGCACUACUCCCUUUGCUCCACCCAGCGCCAAGCACGCCUCCGCCCGGCCCAGUCUGCUGGCGCUGGUCCACGUCCGUCUCCCGCCAGGCUUUUCUGCCUCCUCCACCCUGCAGAAACCCGCUAAAAUCCAUAAGGCCCUCUACAGGAAAGGAGUGCUUCUUAUGGCGGCGUCAGAGACUGAGGACAGUGAUGUCCUCUGGUGCAUCAACCACGACUCUUUCCCCUUCAAGAAGCCCCUGAUGGAGGCCCAGAUGAUGUCUGCGGUGGACGGCCACUCAUGGGCACUGUGUGCCAUAGAGGAGGAGCCUGCGCCAAAGAUGGUCACGGCCCUCAACAAGGACCUGGUGCCCCUCACCGCCUCACCUGUGGUGGUCCAGCAGCACAACAUCCCCCCAAGCAAAUUUGUGCUCCUCUCCGCUAAGGGCAGUCACAUCUUCCACAAAUUGCGACCUGUGGACCAACUACGCCAUCUGCUGGUUAGCAGCGGCGGUGGUGAGAGCGAGGAGAUUGAGCGCUUCUUCAAGCUGCACAGGGAAGAGCAGGCAUGUGCUACAGGUCUGAUUCUAGCCUGCUCCAGUGCAGCCUGUGACAGAGAGGUGUCCAUAUGGGCUACGCGUGCCUUCUUCAGGUACGGAGGAGAGGCUCAGAUGCGCUUCCCCUCCUCUCUGGCUGCUCCCAGUAAUGUGGGCCCGCUGAUGGGCUCCCCUAUGCCAGGAUCUCCAGGGCCUAUGGGCAGCUCGCUCCCAAGCUUCUUAGCCACCCCUGCCCCAGGUAUGCCUGUGAUGGCGUCCACCCCAUAUAUGCCCAUGGGUGUUGGGAGCGUUCCUGUUUCCACAGUUACAUCUGGGCCUGAGGUCAUCUUUUCUGGCAAACACAAUGGCAUCGCCAUCUAUUUUACCCGUAUACUAGGUAAUCUUUGGGAUGGCAGCAUGGCGGUUGAGACAUCCAUCAGUAAAGGAAACCAAACCGUCAGUAUUAUGGAGAGCUCUGCCAGCUCUGCUGAUCUGGAGGCCGUGCUGCUGGAGCUCCGGGGACUGAAAGAGUUCCUGGACAAGAACUCUCAGUUCAGUCCUAACUCACUGGGGACUCCUAGUUUCAGUUCUCCAGCCAACCUGCAGCAGAGGCUGAUGGGAGUGAUGCGUCCAGACGGGGCCAUCUCCCAUCAGGCCCAGCAGGAGCUCCAGAGGAAGUCCCACACGGAGGCCCAGGCCUGUGAGAAGGCGUCCCUGCAGGGUAUUCAGCAGCUGGUUCACCGCUGCUUCCAGACGCUGGCCCUGUGGAAGCUGCUGUGUGAGCACCAGUUCAGCCUCAUCAUCGCAGAGCUGCCAAAGGACUUCCAGGAGCAGAUGAAGGGCAUCAGCUUUAAGGAGGUGGUAACGCGCGGGCGAGAGCUGACCGGCGCCCUUAUUACAGCCCUCAUAAACGUCUACAUCAAAGACAGCGCCUCAGUGGACCCCAUCAGCGCCCACCUGAGGGACAUCUGCCCCCUCCUCUACAGCAGCGAUGACAGCAUCUGCUCCAAGGCGAAUGAGCUGCUGCAGGGCUCCAGGCAGCUGCAGAAUAAGACGGAAAGAGAGCGCGCUCUCAAAGAGUCCCUCCGUCUCUACCAGCUCAUCAGCCACAACACAGACCUGCCACUGGUUUGCUCCCAGUACCGCCAGGUGCGGUUCUACGAGGGUGUGGUGGAACUCUGUCUGACUGCAGCAGAGAAGAAGGACCCCCAGCGGCUGGGCCCCCACUUCUACAGGCACGGGGAGCCGGAGGAGGACGUGGCCGGCCAGCUGGCCUUCCAGGAGAGGCUGCUGUGUUACAAGUGUGUGACGGACACCAUGCAGGAUCUGGUGAACCAGAGCAAAGCUGCACCACAGUCCCCAAGCGUCCCCAAACAGCCCGGGCCCCCAGUCAUGACGUCUGACCCCAACAUGCUGAGUAACGAAGAUGCAGCCAAUCACUUUGAGCAGAUGCUUGGCCUGGCUCAAAGGUCUCAAGAUGAGCUGUUCCACAUCGCCCUCUACAACUGGCUCAUCCAGGCAGACCUCACCGACAAGCUGCUGGAGGUGAACUCUCCCUACCUUGAGGAUCACCUGAUGCACAUCAUCAAACAAGACCUGAACAAAGUACGCAACAUGGACCUGCUGUGGCGCUAUUACGAAAAGAGCCGCAACUUUGGCAAGGCAGCCCACGUCCUGGCCCGGCUUGCAGACAUGCACAGCACAGAGAUCUCUCUGAGACAGAGGCUGGAGUACAUCUCCAGGGCCAUCCUCUCAGCCAAGAGUUCGUCCUGCACCUCCUCCCAGGGGGCCGACGGCGAGUUCCUGCAUGAGUUGGAGGAGAAGAUGGAGGUUGCUCGGAUCCAGGUUCAGAUCCAGGACAUGCUGAGCAGACGCCACUCUCAGCAUCCUUCAGCGCAGGCUGCCAUUGCCCAACUUGAUUCAGAGCUGAUGGACAUCACCAAGCUUUACGGGGAGUUUGCUGAUCAUUUCCAUCUGUCUGAGUGCAAGCUGGCCAUCAUCCACUGCGCCGGCCACUCCGACCCCAUCCUGGUGCACUCGCUGUGGCAGGAGAUCAUGGAGAAAGAGCUGGUUGACAGCUCAGCCAUGAGCCCAGCCGACCGCAUGAGGGCCCUCAGUCUGAAGCUGGUGUCUCUGGGAAAGACGUACGCUGGGACGCCGCGCUAUUUUCCACUAGAGUUCCUGGUGAAGUUCUUGGAGCAGCAGGUGUGUGGUCUGGGCUGGGACGUUGGCUUCGUCACCUUCACCAUGCUUGAGAUCGGAGUGCAGCUGCCUCGCCUACUGGAAGUCUACGACCAGCUCUUCAAAACCAGGGAUCCAUGCUGGCAGCGUCUAAAGAAACCGCUGCAUCUGGUGGAGUGCAUUCAUGUGCUGCUCUCAGGCUAUGUGGAUGACCCUAGUCGGGUGCCCACCUACGACAGGCGGAGGUUCACCAACGUGUGUCUGGACAACAUCUGCGGUUACCUUGUGGAGCUGCAGUCUCUGAGCCCUAAUGCUGCCCUUCAGCAAAUCAUAGGCAACUUCAAAUCUCUCCAGGCCAAGCUGGAGAAGGUGCACUGAGCACCCAGUCAGUCUGGGUCAAGUGUGCUGGUCAAGAAGCUCUUAUGAACUGAAAUCAUAGCCCAAAUCUCUUACAUUUUGCUGUGUGUGCAUUUAUUUACCUCUUUCAAAUGGCUGAUAUAUUUUUGGAAUUUGUCCCACAAGCGGAUAGAUUUUGUGGUACCUCUGGACAAGUGUGCAUCCUCAGGAUCUUUGCCCACAGCAUCGUCUGUGCUUGUGCUGAGGCUUGCAUUCCCUUCUGUGUGUAAACCACAAAGCAUCUACUACAUUUUAACUCAGAAAAUACAAUAUAUUGUGCCAUCAAGGAAUAAAUUAAGGUGCUUCACUUUUGCCUGGAAGACAUGAGUGUCUGUCCUGUACUGAAGAUGGGACUGUUUGUCAGGGGUCUGCUGUGUGGAUGGACACGGAAGGGAGCAAAAAUCCAACCUUUGCCACAUCUAUUGGUUUCUACUGCUGGUGGGACAUCUAAGAUAACAAGAAGUUAAAUCAGAACAGACGUUUAACCGUGUGCGUGUGUGAGCGAGUGAGCAAGAGUGAGUGAGAGGAAGUGUGAAGCUUAUUUAAGUUGUAAAAGUAUGUGGAUCUGUAAACACUGUCCUAUUAAAAAACAAGCCUGUGUGUCUGAUCAGUGAGAUGAAUGCAUGAAAAUAUGGGUGUGUUUCAUAAUCCCAUAAUUUCAGUUUUACUGUUUUCUCAGAAGAAUGGAGUUUAAACUUCUUUUGCCGGUAGUACAGCCUGGGUAAAGAGAUAGUACUGGCCUGUUUUUGUCGACUAGUCCUCAGACCCUACAAGAUAAAGGAUUUCUCUCUCCUAAAGGUCUUUGCAAAUAUGAUUUUUUGGUCUGGUUGUCAAGUGGGUCUUACUCCACUCCGAUGCUAAGGUGAUGUGCACUUCACUGAAGAAUGUAUUUCUACCGAUCUAAAAAAAAGACUAAAGCAGACUUUGUAUUCAUACAUUGGUCUGCACUGAAUUUUUAUAUCUGACAAAUGUUUUUUUUUUUUUUUUACAUAAUGUGUCAAAGAAAACUUUGAAUUACGUUUUGUGUUCUAAUCUUUGUAUGCUGGUGGUGAAGAAGAAUAAAUUAAAUUCUGAUCAUACUGAAACA
Clupea harengus (Atlantic herring) is the source of this 5407-nucleotide messenger RNA. It is a transcript of the gene nup155, whose product is annotated as nucleoporin 155. NCBI's taxonomy places the organism in Eukaryota, Metazoa, Chordata, Actinopteri, Clupeiformes, Clupeidae. Gene Ontology annotation, molecular function: structural constituent of nuclear pore. Gene Ontology annotation, cellular component: nuclear pore; nuclear pore inner ring. The record is from RefSeq and is a predicted model, not a curated record. Gene Ontology annotation, biological process: protein import into nucleus; transcription-dependent tethering of RNA polymerase II gene DNA at nuclear periphery; protein localization to nuclear inner membrane.